AUGAGUAUAAAUGAGGCUAGUGUUAAAAUUAAUCGUGAAAGAUCCCCUAAUAGGCUAAUCGCUAAUAAUGAAAAUGAUAAUGAAUUGCUUAGGGACCUAGUCAAGACGCGUGGCAUAUUAAAAAGCAGGCUUACUAAAUUUUCUAAGGCCGUUAGUGAUAUUACCCUCGAGCAAUUAACGAAUCAAAAAUGUGCCGAUGUAAAAUUACGCAUGCAAGGUAUUACAAGCUUAUUUGCAGAGUUUAGCGAUGUUCAAACAAAAAUCGAAAAAAUUGUACGAGAUUCAGAUUUAGAUUCACAGCUGACGCAACGAGAAUUGUUUGAAGAUUGCUAUUAUCAUGCACUAGCUCAAGCUGAAUGUUUGCUCAAAUCGGUAGAGGUCACUAGCGCGUCCAGUAAGGGCAGUAAUAGGGCGUCACAGUCUAUAAAACUUCCGACCAUCUCCCUACCUGUAUAUGAUGGAACGUAUGAGCAUUGGAUCGAAUACAGAGACAUUUUUCUAUCUCUAGUACACAAUUCCGAUGAAAUUAGCGAUAUUCAGAAAUUCCACUACCUAAAAUCGUCACUAAAGGGAAGCGCGGAGUUAGUUAUCGAUUCCUUAGAAUUCUCUGCUAGUAACUAUGUGGUAGCAUGGGAACUACUUCUCAACAGAUACAACAAUAGCAGUCUGUUGGUGCAUAACCACGUUAAGGCCUUAUUUACUAUUCAAAAACUUUCUAAGGAAUCACCACAUGCACUCAGAAAACUAACAGACAUUAUUCUAAGAAAUUUACGCGCAUUAAAAAUAUUAGGUGAGCCUACUGAGUACUGGGAUACUUUAAUCAUAUUUAUUAUAACGUCUAAGUUAGAUGAAACCACCGAACGUGAAUGGGAACAAUUUAAAUGCACCACACGAAAAUAUAUUAAUGAUAAUUCUUCACUGAAGGUAGAUGAUUUACUUAUGUUCCUCAGAGACAGGGCUGACAUGUUGGAAACAUUGCUAGUUUCACACAGGGUUAACAGUGACGUUAAAACUCAAAACGCGACUUCACAACAAUCGUCAUAUUAUCCGUCACAUAAAAAAUCACAACAUAAAGUGCACUGCAAUGUUUCCACCAAUAAGUCACAGCAAGGUCGAAUCACGUCUACUAAAAAAUCGUGUUUAAUGUGUAACGCCGAUCAUCCACUUUAUUCAUGUCAAACAUUUUUGGACACUAACUUAGACGCUAAACUGCAAUUUAUAACCGCAAAUAAAUUAUGUGAGAACUGUUUACGUCCAGGGCAUUCAGUUAGUAUGUGCAAAUUUGGACCUUGCAGACUGUGUUUUAAAAAACACAACACGCUUAUUCAUAAUAACGUGACUGAUCGAGUAGCGGUCGUAUCAAUGCAUCUAGCCGACAACGAAACCCCGGGUUCUAGUCAAAUGACCCCCGCGACCGUCGCACCGCCCGCGCAGUCCAUCCCCGCGCAAAUUCAUUCGUCUCGAUCCACUUGCGAAAUUCGAGGUGUCGGCAACACAGUAACAACGUCAUCACAGAUAUGUGAUAUCGAGAUCAAAUCACGCAUUGACAAUUACUCCGCACGCAUUAAAUGUUUUGUGUUGCCGCACAUUACAUCUACGCUACCUACUGCGAUGUAUAGUCAACGCGCGCAGUCUUUUAUGAUACCUGACUAUAUACAGCUGGCUGAUCCACAAUAUUAUGAAUCUCAAAAUAUUGAUAUUUUAAUAGGCGCAGACUUAUUUUGGGACUUAUUAUGCGAAGGUAAAAUGAGAUUACCCAAUGGACCCUUUUUACAAAAUACAAGGUUAGGUUGGAUUAUUUCAGGGCCUAUUGAGUUUAACACGCACAAUAUCAAUACGUCUGUCCAAUGUAACUUCACUCAAUCCAUUGACACUCAGUUACGACGGUUUUGGGAGUUAGAAGAUGUGCCUAAAACUAGUGACAUACAGACUGACGAAGAACGCUCUUGUGAGGAAGCUUUCAUUCGUACUACCACGCGCAAUAGUGACGGAAGGUUUUGCGUCAGCUUGCCACUGAAACAGUCGCCAUCUGUUUUGGGUGAAUCUUUGUCACAAGCUGAACGUCGUUUUUUGGCACUAGAGAGGCGAUUAGAACGUAAUUCUAACUAUAAAAAAUUAUAUAUUGAAUUUAUACACGAAUACAUCGAAUUAGGUCAUAUGACGCGAGUAACUUCAUAUGGAACCCCACACUAUUUCUUACCUCAUCACGGCGUGUAUCGUGAGCACAGCAGCACAACAAAACUUCGCGUGGUGUUCGAUGCAAGUGCCGCCACAAGUAGUGGAGUGUCUUUAAAUGACAUUCAACAAGUCGGACCUCCUUUGCAGCGUGAUUUAGUUGACAUCCUGCUUCGUUUCAGACAACAUAGAUACACUGCUUGUGCAGACGUCGAAAAGAUGUACAGGCAGUGUCUCUUAAACGAAUUACAACGCGAUCUCCAGUUGAUUGUGUGGCGUGACAAUCCAUCUGAACCGUUAGGUAUUUACCGACUGAACACGGUAACGUAUGGGACAGCCUCCGCACCGUUUCUUAGUGUUAGGUGUCUAAAGCAGCUGGCACUCGAAUGUAAGGACUCAGCCGUCCAACAAAUAAUUUUAAAUGAUUUUUAUGUAGAUGAUAUGAUUACAGGUUCAGAUGACAAGGAGGAGUUGCUUGUACUCUGUAAGAAGGUCACUGAUGUCUUAAGUUCUGGUGGAUUUCACUUAAGAAAAUGGAUAUUUAAUUUUAAAUGUGAUGAAUUGUUGGUUCAUCAAAUUCCAAAUAAUAACGCAUCACAGGAAUUAACAUUAGGAGAAAAUGUUCAGUGCAAGACAUUAGGUCUUGGAUGGUACUAUGCAUCAGACGAGUUUUAUUUUAAUACUCAAGUUAAAGUUGAUACGUACAAGAUUAGUAAACGAACCAUUUUAUCGCACGUUUCUCAAAUAUUUGAUCCAUUGGGAUUAUUAAGUCCGACCAUUAUAAUAGCCAAAGUUUUAUUGCAAAAACUAUGGUUAUUACAACUAGGAUGGGAUGAUGAGGUACCGCGAGACGUGUUGCGCGCAUGGACCGUAUUUGUAAAGGGCUUAUCAAUGCUUAAUACCAUCCGCAUACCCCGUCAUGUUACAGCUAACGAAGCGAUAUGUACAGAGCUACACAUCUUUACCGAUGCAUCGCAGACUGCAUACGGCGCUUGCAUCUACGUUCGAACAGUAACUAAUAACGGACUUGUAUCGGUAAAAUUGUUAUGUUCAAAGGGUAAGGUUGCACCUUUAAAACCUGUCAGUAUCCCGCGACUAGAAUUAUGCGGAGCUUUACUUGGGGCUCGACUUUAUGAUAAAGUAAUUAAAUCACUUCGUCGUCAUUUUGAUAACAUCAUGUUCUGGACUGACUCGACCAUAGUACUAGGAUGGUUACACAUGUCGCCUAAUUUACAAAAAACUUUUGUACAAAAUAGAACGGCAGAAAUACAUGAGUUGGUGAAGGAACUUCCAUGGCGUCAUGUCAGUGGGAAGGAAAACCCAGCUGAUCUGGUCUCGCGUGGUGUUCAGAUGGAGGACCUUUCAUCUUCUACUUUAUGGUGGGAAGGCCCAUUUUUUCUUCGUCACACUAACUUCAGUUGCAAUAAUGUACCGUUAAAUUCAUUUGACUCUCAGCAACUAUUGCCUGAGCUGAAAUCCAGUGUGACGCAUUCCUACGCUACUGAUCAAGACUGCGAACACACGAACACAAGCAGUUGUUGCACGCAGCUCCACAGGCGCUUCUUUAUAACUUACGUGAAACGUGGUGGCCAAUUGGCGGUAGAAACUUAG
Galleria mellonella (greater wax moth) is the source of this 3786-nucleotide messenger RNA. RefSeq lists its product as uncharacterized. The record is from RefSeq and is a predicted model, not a curated record. Lineage: Eukaryota; Metazoa; Arthropoda; Insecta; Lepidoptera; Pyralidae. The coding region runs from base 1 to 3786 and encodes 1261 amino acids. The transcript is spliced from 3 exons.